This is a messenger RNA of Actinia tenebrosa (Australian red waratah sea anemone), 1794 nucleotides long. RefSeq lists its product as uncharacterized. Lineage: Eukaryota; Metazoa; Cnidaria; Anthozoa; Actiniaria; Actiniidae. The record is from RefSeq and is a predicted model, not a curated record. Gene Ontology annotation, biological process: NADP+ metabolic process; isocitrate metabolic process. Gene Ontology annotation, cellular component: cytosol; mitochondrion; peroxisome. Gene Ontology annotation, molecular function: isocitrate dehydrogenase (NADP+) activity; NAD binding; magnesium ion binding.
UUCUUUUCGGCUUUUUGAAGGAUUCGAAAAUGGCGUCUCUUGUUCGUCUUUCCAGAAAUGUUUUUCUCCGAUCUGCUCUCGGAGUGCGAUCAACAGUGGCUCCUAUCGCGGGAUCACACAUUCAGUUCCGUAAAUAUUCCACUCCAGGCAAAAUAAAAGUUCAAGGGCCUGUUGUGGAGUUGGACGGUGAUGAGAUGACAAGAAUUAUCUGGCAGAUGAUCAAAGAUAAAUUGAUAACCCCAUAUCUUGAUCUGGACAUCAAAUACUUUGACCUUGGCCUUGAACACCGAGAUGCAACUGAAGACAAGGUGACGGUUGAAGCUGCAGAAGCGAUCAGGAAAUAUAAUGUUGGAAUCAAAUGUGCGACCAUCACUCCUGAUGAGGCUAGAGUUGAAGAGUUCAAGCUAAAGAAGAUGUGGAAGAGUCCCAACGGCACUAUUCGUAACAUCCUCGGAGGAACAGUGUUUCGUGAGCCAAUCAUUUGUAAGACCGUUCCAAAGAUUGUCCCAGGAUGGACUCAGUCAAUUGUGAUUGGUCGUCAUGCUUUUGGUGACCAGUACCGAGCAAGAGACUUUGCCGUCAAUGGCCCAGGAAGUUUUGAAAUUUCCUUCACCCCUGAAACUGGUGGUAAGCUGACUACCGAAGUGUUUGAGUUCACUGGGACUGGAGGAGUAAUGAUGGGGAUGUACAACACAGAUGAGGCAAUCCGUGACUUUGCACACAGCUGCUUCCAGUACGCUCAGACCAAACAAAGGCCACUUUACAUGAGCACAAAGAACACCAUUUUGAAGAAAUAUGAUGGUCGUUUCAAGGACAUUUUCCAGGAAAUUUAUGAGAGGGAGUAUGAGCCUCAAUUCAAAACCCUCAAUAUCUGGUACGAGCAUCGUUUAAUUGACGACAUGGUUGCAUAUGCCUUGAAAUCUGAAGGAGGUUUUGUCUGGGCCGCCAAGAACUAUGAUGGGGACGUUCAAUCAGAUACUCUUGCUCAAGGCUUUGGUUCACUCGGUCUGAUGACCAGUGUGCUGGUUUGUCCUGAUGGAAAGACUAUUGAAUCAGAGGCAGCACAUGGUACUGUAACGAGACAUUAUCGGGAACAUCAGAAGGGGAAUGUUACGAGCACCAACCCUAUUGCCAGUAUCUAUGCCUGGACCCAAGGCCUGGCACACAGGGCUAAACUAGAUGGCAAUAAUGAACUUAAAACGUUCUGUAAUGCAGUAGAACAGGCCUGUGUUGACACUGUUGACAGAGGCGAAAUGACUAAAGACUUGGCAGCCUGUAUUCACGGACUACCAAAUGUCAAGAGAGAACAUUAUCUGUCAACUGAGGAAUACUUUGAUGCAGUAGUCAAAAGACUACAUGAAAUAUUGAAGCAAUGAUCCAUUAUUAGUGAUACCAAUGUUUGAAAGGAAGAAGUAAUAUAAGUUAUUGAUAGACAUCUCAUAGUUAGUUUUGAUUCCAAGUUAUUGUAUUGAAAUUCCAAUACAGUCAAACCUAGUACUAUGGUUUUGAAGCCACUUUAAACAAAUUCGUGAAAGGUCUGUAAAUUGAAUUUUAGAUUUCUUUGGUUCAGUACCCUGAAGAAUGUUUUUUUUUUUCCAUUUCUUUUUUCUGUAAAGCUAGUGUUGUGCAUGUGCGUGUGCGUGUGUGAAUAUGGACAUCAACAGAGUGGCUAUUGUCCAUCAGUACUAGUAACACCUUUUGUUAAACAAACCAUUUACAUCAUAGUACGAAUGGGUAUGAUACAAAUCUCAAAACAUUUUUCCCUUCUAAUAAAAUACAUUUGUAGACAAGGUC